Messenger RNA from Rhizoctonia solani, 456 nucleotides. RefSeq lists its product as uncharacterized. The transcript has 3 exons. The record is from RefSeq and is a predicted model, not a curated record. Lineage: Eukaryota; Fungi; Basidiomycota; Agaricomycetes; Cantharellales; Ceratobasidiaceae. Bases 1 to 456 code for a protein of 151 amino acids.
AUGAGGAACUUCUUUGCACUCUUCACUGGGUUUGUUCUGCUUAUGCCGGCUAUCAUUGCGUCGCCUGUCUCAUUCACUGGAGGCAAAGGCCCCGGAGAUGGCAACCGUGUGGCGGAAGCUCCGGCUUCUGUUGUGGUGGCCAUGAAUGCAGAUCUGGAGGUCACGGCUCCUCUAGGUCUUUCAAUUUUGACUACUGCUUCAAGAUUCCAGCUGGCGGCGUCGGCAAGCCUGGCUAUCCCAGCCAUCCGGAGCAUCCUGGGUACCCAAGCUAUCCCAACAAACCCAAAAAACCCGAGUAUCCUGAGCAUCCUGAGCACCCCGGUCACCCUGGUAAUCCCAGUUAUCCAAGCCAUCCCGAAUAUCCUAGCUAUCCCGGAGACUCGAAGACCUCAAAAAAUUGAGUUCCUUGGGAACCACAAGAGUCGCAAAUCAGUGCUUUGCAAGAACUCUCGGUGA